This is a messenger RNA of Propithecus coquereli (Coquerel's sifaka), 1004 nucleotides long. Its product is annotated as serpin B3-like. Gene Ontology annotation, biological process: negative regulation of endopeptidase activity. The annotation marks the transcript as partial. The record is from RefSeq and is a predicted model, not a curated record. NCBI's taxonomy places the organism in Eukaryota, Metazoa, Chordata, Mammalia, Primates, Indriidae. The transcript is spliced from 3 exons. Gene Ontology annotation, molecular function: serine-type endopeptidase inhibitor activity.
GAUAAAAAGCCAGGAAAUGUGCAUCACCAAUUUCAAAAGCUCCUGACUGAAUUAAACAAACCCACUGAUGCAUAUGAGCUGAAGAUUGCCAACAGACUCUAUGGAGAAAAGACUUAUGAAUUCCUUCAGGAAUAUUUAGAUAAUGUUAAGGAAUUUUACCUGGCCGGUGUGGAAUCUGUCGAUUUUAAAAAUGCUGCAGAAGAAAGUGAAAAGAAGAUUAACUCCUGGGUGGAAACUCAAACAAAUGGUAAGAAGACUGCCCAUUAUAGAAACACUGUUGAGUAUCCUCUUGAAGAUAAACUCACUGCUGAGAAAUUGAUAGAAUGGACAAGCUCACAGAAUAUGAGCAAGAGAGAUGUGGAUUUAUACUUACCUCGGUUCAAAGUGGAAGAGAGAUAUGACCUCCGGGCCAUGUUGAUGGCCAUUGGGAUGGUGGACGUUUUCUCCCCGCAGGAUGCCGACCUCACAGGCAUGACUGGGAGCCGUGGUCUUGCGGUGACUAAAGUCCUACACAAGUCAUUUGUAGAGGUCACGGAGGAGGGAGCGGAGGCUGCCGCUGCCACGGGCAUAACUGUCAAGAUAACAUCUGCUCGUUAUCCAGUUCAUGAAGAGUUCCAUUGUAAUCACCCUUUUCUAUUCUUCAUCAAGCAAAAUAAGACCAACAGCAUCCUCUUCUUUGGCAGAGUCUCUUCCCCUUAGAUGUGAUUAGCCUGUAACUUUUGGAAGACGCUCACAGAGUUCUUCCAGUAAACUGAUGGCUGGAAACAAUAAGUUGUCUUGAUUCAUUUUUCUUUUCAAUCUCAUAGUCAUCACCAAGAAUUUAAUGAUUGAAAUAGCAUGUCUCUCUGUCUUUCUCUUUCUAAACACACAUAUAAAUCUACUUUCUCUCCAAUGCAAAUUGCCUUUGGGGAAAAAUGUCCAAUUGCAAGAUAAUAUGAAAGGUUAUUUCAAUACAAUAUCUUCUAAAUUUAAAAUACAAUUGUUUGGAACCUAUUUUAAAUGAA